This is a messenger RNA of Parnassius mnemosyne (clouded apollo), 972 nucleotides long. The record is from the annotation of a GenBank genome assembly. Lineage: Eukaryota; Metazoa; Arthropoda; Insecta; Lepidoptera; Papilionidae.
AUGGAGAUUUUUAUAGAAGAAGUUCGGAAACACGAAUUUUUGUGGAAUCCAACAUCCCUAUAUUAUAAAGAUUCAGAAAAAAGAGAAGCCUCCUGGCGCGCCAUUAUACAAACAACAAAGAUGGAAAACACCAAAGUAGCGAAAAAUACUUGGAAAAAAUUGCGAGACAACCAUAGGGAAGCCUUAAAAAGACAAAAGGAUGGAAAAAGUGGUCAAACUGCCAACAACACGCGUCUUUGGAAAUUCCAGAAAGUUAUGGAAUUCCUUGUUCCAUACAUGCAAAAUAGGAACACAACUGGAAAUUAUUCCCAAGAUAAUUCACAGGUGUCUCAAGAAAGUAAUCAUACUCAAGUUUCGGAAUUGGACGAGGACAACUUUGAAGUAGAAAACGAAAAUGAAAACAGCCAAUCUUCUAAUAUAACUGCUGCAAGUUCCGAAACCACAUCACAAAAUACAAGCACACCUUUAACACGAAAACGUGUACAUAGUGUUCAACAUGUAAUUUUAAAUUUUGUUAAGAUCCAGCAAACAGACCGAGAGAAAAGAAAAACAGAACGUGAUUUGAGAAACCAAGUAAUUGACAAAAUGGACGACAUGGAUCAUUUUUUUCUUAGUGUUUGUGAAAGUACAAAAAAAUUAGCCAAACCGGCACAGCUUCGUCUUAAGAGAAAGAUUUUUAAUUUAGUUACGGAAGAAGAAGAGUUAAACAUUUACAAUGAUAUGUAUGCAUCUGAGAGUUAUAAUAGUGCCUUAACUAGUACUCGAGGGUAUACAACAGCUCAAGGUGUCCAAUCCUCAGAUACCAAUUGUCAUACAUUACACAAUGUGUUUACAUCUCCAAGUAGUGCCUCAAAUCAAUCUGUAGGAGGAUAUACAGCUGAACAAGAUGCCAAUGACCUUCCAGUCGGUGAGAACACCGUGUUCGGACCGUAUGCAAGAGAGGAGGCCAAUGCUACUUCGCUAAUUCAUUAA